AUGUCAUACUACAAACCAUUUUAUCAAAGUGCUUAUGAUCGCACAGCUCCAGUUUAUCCACCAAGUUAAUAUACUCCUGCUUAUUAUGGUCCUUACGAUCGCCCACACUCAUAUUAAUCAAGAGCUCCAAUGAGAGGUGAAUAAUGGUCAGAAUAUAUUCCUGUGGAGUAGAGAUACACAGAUUAUGUACCAGAGACAAAGAUUGAAUAUAGACCUGUAGAGAAAUAAUACACAGAUUAUAUUGAAGGUUUAAAACANACAAUUUAAGAUGAUUAAAUAAUUUCAAAAAGUUUUUCAUUACUAUAAGGAAUUAGUAAUUAAAUCAUUUACUUUUAAUAUUAAAUUCAUCUUUUGGAAAUUGAAUAUAAUUUAAACAAAAGUGAUAAUUAUAAGGUAUUAAAUAAUAAUUAAUCUAGUAAAUUUAAUUAAAAUUAAUAAUCUAAUCUUCCAGUCUAUUUGGAUAUUUAUAUUUGGCUUUUUUAGAUUUUAGCUAACUACAAUUAGAAUUAAUAUCACAAUUAGGAAUAAUUAGAUAUUCAUAAGGUAUUGCUCCUUCAAGAAUAAUAACUCUUACAACAGACAUUUUGAUCUUCAUAAAAAACAAUAAUUAUCCAGUGAUGGAUUUAAUUAUAUAUAAUAUAUCAAGAAUUCAAGAAUUUAAUUUUCUUGAUUAGAUUUAUCAAAUGUCAUCUGAGAAAUUCUAAUUAUCUAUAUACAAUUAAUCUAUAGCAUUUUUAACUUUGCCUUCACAAUAAAAGCAUUAAGUUUUAAAGUUUUCAUCUUAUGAAUUAAAUUUAACUACUAUAGAUUCUUAUAGUAAUAUAACUCUAAAUUUUGAAAAUAUGAUAUCAAAUUUAGAUCUUGGAGUAGAAUUUUCAAAAUAAUCUUAAGGUUUUUAAAUAAAAUGUGUUAUGUUAUUAAUAUUUAUAAAUACAAUCUUACUUUUCAUUUGGUUAUUAUUAUUUUAAAAAAUGAAAGUCAUGAAAAAGAGGAUAAGUAAAAGUAAUUUUAGAGGUUAAGUUGAAAUAGAAAUAUGA
Paramecium primaurelia is the source of this 1037-nucleotide messenger RNA. NCBI's taxonomy places the organism in Eukaryota, Ciliophora, Oligohymenophorea, Peniculida, Parameciidae. The record is from the annotation of a GenBank genome assembly.